GCUUUCUUCCACACAAACCGCCUCUGUCCUUUGAUAAAUAGACCUAAAUACCUAAUAGCUCCCCAAAGAAUUCAUCAUAAUACUCAUCCCAGCCUCGCCCUCUGGAUCGGAUUGCCUUUUUAAAUUUCCAAACGACUAUCACAAUUCACACAUCGCCUCUUUCUCCAAAAUUUUCGUUCGUCGGACCCCCUCUCUCUACAAUUUUCCGUUCAACAAUCCCUGAUUUCUUCGGGUUCUCUCUGAUUUAGAAUUGUUGUAUGAGCCAAGACAGUUUUAACCUCAAUCAACCUGCCUGAUGGCUUCUUUGGAUAUGACACUUGAUGAUAUGAUAAAGAGCAGACGUAAUAGUGAGAGAAGUCACAAAAGUCGGGGACGAGGCAGACCUCUACGUGGAAGAGGGGCCAGUGGAUCAUUUAGAGGUGGAAGACGUGCUGGAGCUCCUCCUGGUCGAGGUGCUCUUGGUGUUAAUGCCAGACCAUCAGCCCACACCAUUGCCAAGUCUUUCCGCAGGGUGAAAACUUUGCCUUGGCAGAACAGUUUGUUUGAAGAUGGCCUUAGAGCAGCUGGGGUAUCAUCUGGAUUUGAAAAUGGUACCAAGUUGUAUGUUUCCAACUUGCACCACAACGUGACCAAUGAAGAUAUAAGGGAACUCUUCUCGGAGAUUGGAGAAUUGGUAAGGUAUGCCAUCCACUAUGAUAAGAAUGGCCGCCAAAGUGGUUCUGCUGAGGUUGUUUUUGUGAGAAGAACUGAUGCAAUCCAAGCCUUAAAAAAAUACAACAAUGUACAAUUGGAUGGAAAGCCUAUGAAGAUUGAAGUUGUUCCAACCAACCCGCAAGUUCCCUUGUUACCUCUUGUGAAUGUUGUUGGAAUGAAGAAUGGAAAGAGGACAGUUGUCAUGAAUAGGGGUCAAGGAUCUGUAAGGCCUAGAAGAACUGGUGCUCCUCUUGCUACUAAUUGGGGUUCUGGGCAAAGGGACCAAGGUGGACGUGGUGGUCGUGGCCGAGCUGCUGCUGCUGGUCGUGGCAGAGCUGCUGGGGGUGGUCGUGGACGUGGAGGAUCAAGGAAGAAAGGUAGUGUUGUGACGUCAGCUGAUGAACUUGACAAGGAGCUUGACAGCUACCAUGCUGAAUCCAUGCAGACUUGAAUAUACCUUGCUCCGGCCACAAAGUCAAACCUCUCUAAUCAGUGGAUCCCCGUCUUUAUAUAAUUCAAGUUAUCAGUUUUUUUGUUCUCUGGUGAUUAUUACUGAUUGUUGAUGAAUUGAUGUUGGGAGAAGGAUUCUAGACAUUUGUUUUCUAAUCUUUGCCAAGUUUUAUCAUUAUUCGAACUGGAAUGAUGUGCAUAUAAUACUAGUUUCCCGAACUCGAGGGUCAAGAGUGGUGAGUUUCUAAUCUUUGCUUGUACUCCAUUGUAUAUUAUUAAAGCACUUGCUAGUUCAUGUCCUGCGAAGGAAAUACUACGUAAUUAUUAACUUGAGGAUUAUGUUGUAUAAUUAUGUCGUUCGUAGUACAAUAUAAUCACAGAAUUACUUCACGUUU
Messenger RNA from Cuscuta epithymum, 1538 nucleotides. The record is from the annotation of a GenBank genome assembly. NCBI's taxonomy places the organism in Eukaryota, Viridiplantae, Streptophyta, Magnoliopsida, Solanales, Convolvulaceae.